Messenger RNA from Exaiptasia diaphana, 850 nucleotides. RefSeq lists its product as uncharacterized. Lineage: Eukaryota; Metazoa; Cnidaria; Anthozoa; Actiniaria; Aiptasiidae. Bases 38 to 850 code for a protein of 270 amino acids. The record is from RefSeq and is a predicted model, not a curated record. The transcript is spliced from 4 exons.
AACAACUAAUUAAAAUGCGUUCCCGCUCUUGUUCAAAAUGGAUAAGACAACUGUGAACGUUUGCCUUCGCGUUUUUGACGCAGAUAAUAAGAAAAGUUCUAAAGUGUUUUAUUUGAAAGACGUUCCGAGGUUUGACAAUGUUGAAAGCCUCAAAACAUACCUUCUAAACAAUCACAGUGAURAAGCAAGCAUCGAAGAUGACUAUAAUUUUCAAUUGGGUUAUUGCGUUGGAAACCGCCGCUUCAGUAUUACAUACACUAUUCACCUCGGAGAAGCACUAUCCAUGGAAAAAAAGGGCUCGAUAAACCUUUGGUUGUCACCUGAAAAGUCUCCUUCAAAAAAAAGAAAGUUUGAUAGUGCAUUUUCGAACGGAGGGGGCAAUAAGACGCCUGUCAAUCGACAAGGUAAAUCGAAUACCAUGCCAUAUUUAGAAUGUUUACGUUUUUUGAUAGAAAGUAGCAAAGAUAGCAUUGAAGAAAGCCCUUUGAUAAAGAAAAUAAGAAGUCUGACCGAAAAGCACCCUGAUUUGGAGGAUUUUAAGAUUCGGGUUUGGGCUAAAAUGUUGGUUAACGGAAGCCAUACAAGUGAGGACCAAAUGCCGCAAUUCGCAUUUUUCACAGGAAAAAAGCYAGGAAAAGCAAAGGCGAAUGCAUCCAACAACGCUACCACUACACCGUYUACGUCUAGUACUGUUAUUUCUAGUUCUGAUAACGAUAAGACAGAAAAGCGAACAGCAGUGAUUAAACAAUUAAAAGACUUGAGGGAUUUGAAAGACGACGGGAUUCUCACUGUAGAGCAGUUUGGUAGCCUGAGAAAUAAGCUUGUUGCAGAGUUGUCAGAAUUACUAUAA